Zingiber officinale is the source of this 1531-nucleotide messenger RNA. RefSeq lists its product as uncharacterized. The record is from RefSeq and is a predicted model, not a curated record. Lineage: Eukaryota; Viridiplantae; Streptophyta; Magnoliopsida; Zingiberales; Zingiberaceae. The transcript has 9 exons. Bases 171 to 1127 code for a protein of 318 amino acids.
CAAGCGCCGUUGUACCGGCGACGUCGUCAAUGUUCACGAGCUUCCAUUAAAAAGGACAUUUUGAAAUCAAACGUUCCUAGACACUCCGGAGCCGCUAGGGUUUCUGCUUUUCUUCGGCAGCGUUCGUUGAUCCGAAGUCGAUAGACUGUUCGGAGCUUGAUACUACGGCGAUGACGCAAGGCAGGAGCGGAGGCGAAGGGUCGGAGUUUCAACUCCCGGACGAGAUCCUGGCGGUGAUACCUACGGAUCCUUACGAGCAGCUUGACCUCGCGCGGAAGAUAACCUCCAUGGCGAUUGCGUCGCGUGUCUCCAAGCUGGAUCUAGAGUCCGUGCGUCUGAGGCAGAGCGUCGUGGAGAAGGACCGGACCAUCGCCGACCUCCAGGAAAGGCUCUCCCAGCGCGAACGCAUGUUUCAGGAGACGGAUGCCCGCCUCAAGGCUGCGCUCGAGGAGAACAUUAAACUGGCUAACGAGCGGGACUCAUUGGCGCAGACAUCAAAGAAGUUGACUCGAGAUUUAGCAAAGUUGGAGACAUUCAAGAAGCAACUCAUGCAGUCACUAAAUGAUGAGAACUUGCAUAAACAAGAAGAUCCUGUGGAAAAAAAGAAUGAUGAUUCUUCAAUUGCCCAUGCAUCUUCGUACAGAGGAACAGCAACUAAGCCAUUUGGACAGAAAACCUCCAAGACCCCACCUAUUCCUCCUCGGGUCACUCCCCCGACUGCUACACCAAAAGUAACAUCCAAUCGUGGUUCUCCUAGAAAAACUUCAGUUGCUACUUUGCCAAAAUAUGCUUCUGGUACUGCUUCUCCAACAAAUAUGCACUUUGACAGUCUAACUGCCAUGUCACCAUGGUAUCCAUCAAGCAAGCAGUCAUCAGCUGUUAGCUCUCCAACUUGCGGGCGCUCUAUUUCAGGUCAUACUCGAGUUGAUGGAAAAGAAUUCUUCCGGCAAGCUAGGAGCCGCCUCUCAUACGAACAAUUUGGAGCAUUUUUAGCUAACAUCAAAGAACUUAAUGCUCAUAGGCAAUCACGUGAGGAAACUCUCAGAAAGGCUGAAGAGAUAUUUGGAACCAAAGAUAAGGAUCUUUACUUGUCUUUUCAAGGCCUUCUCAACAGAAACCAGGCCUAGAAAUUUAAUGUGUUGUCAUCUCUCAGGUUGCAACUGUCAUCAAUAAUCUUGAAAUCAUCCACGUUACAGAAGCUGUAAAUGUUUAUGUCGUACCUAAAGCUUAGUGUCUCCCAUGAGAAACUCCAUGCCUUAUCUGCUACUACAAACCAAGAAAAGAUUUUUGCUGGGUGCGAAAAUUAGUUAUGUUGGAUGGUUUUCAAGUUCUUUGGGGGAUUAUUUGGAAUCCGCCUGAUUAUGAGGUAUCUAGCAAGAAUACUUGGUACAGUUUUGGAAAUUGUAAUAUUUAAUGUAACGACUGUAACGUAAGGUGUUCCAUCUUCUGCCUGAUGUGAUUUGCUUGGAGCAAACCAUUCGUUUGUUACGAUCAAAAUUUGCCUUUUUAAUUUCCGAGUCAGCUGUGACGA